Messenger RNA from Sinocyclocheilus grahami, 2499 nucleotides. RefSeq names its product probable E3 ubiquitin-protein ligase DTX2. Gene Ontology annotation, biological process: protein ubiquitination; Notch signaling pathway. The transcript has 7 exons. The record is from RefSeq and is a predicted model, not a curated record. Bases 743 to 2452 code for a protein of 569 amino acids. NCBI's taxonomy places the organism in Eukaryota, Metazoa, Chordata, Actinopteri, Cypriniformes, Cyprinidae. Gene Ontology annotation, molecular function: zinc ion binding.
UAUGCCAUGCGGACGUUAUAUACCAGAGACAAAGUUUAAUAUUUGUUAUAGUACGAUUAACGACAGCCCUGAGUAAACUUCCAAUAGCGUCAGAAAAUUUGUUAGCAAUUAAAAAAUAUAUAAAGCACUUUAUUUUCAAACCUGUAAAAUAUUGCGGAAACAGUCGAGCCAUAUUUACCGAGGGGAGUUCUCUGUGUGUGUAUCUAUGGGAAUCCAGCAGCAGCAGCGAGUCAGCGACACAAACACACACCGCAGGCGAGGAAGUCACCGUAGCGCUACAACCCAGUGCGUACGUUACAAAUCGAAUUAUCAUGUCGAGUAGUGUGUUUUUAUCCGCGACCUGACAACUUCAGUCUGCUGCCUACUAAAUAGUCUCGGUUAUAUUAUAUGAUAGUGGUUUAUGAGCCUGGUAGCCGAAUGGCGAAGAGAAGCGCGAGACGCGGCUAACGUUAGUCUGAAGCUGCGACUCCAGCAGCCCAACGAGAUGAUGCGACGUCAGCGGGUUUAUGGUCAAAUCUGCGGCUAAAUAAACGUGUACCACUGAAUAAAACACUACAGUGGCGAUAUUGAUCGACCUCUUACGGAAUACGACUAGUUAGCAGGCUAGCUGGGUUUAAACCGAAUGGGUGGUGGUGGUGUUGGUGUUGUUGUUGUUGUUAGCUGGGCCAGAUCGUCACAUUGCUUUACUCGGGGUUGUUUUAAUAUCGCCGGCGGGUAGUUGGGACUUUUUCUAACAGAUAAAAUGGCAACGGGCUCCAGUUUCCAUUCCGGAGGGAGUGGUUCUAGAAACGGACCAUCAUUCGCAUCACCGUCGUCUUCCUCGUCUGGAGUGCCAGGACAGGCUCAGCCGAUGGCGGUGGUUUGGGAAUGGCAGGAUGAUCUGGGCUACUGGAGGCCCUACACCGGACAGGUGAGCAGCUACAUCGAGCAGUGUCUCCAGCACCAGAGAGGAGCCGGGCCCGCCAGCAGCAGCAGCAGCAGCAGCAGCAUCUGUCUGGCACAGGCAGACCCCAGCCUGUCUGCGUACAUCAUCGACAUCCCCAACCUCAAACAGUUCAGACAGGACACGGGAAAGAUGCGUGCUGUGCGGCGAUCCCUGUUCCCGCAGUCCUUUGCCCUGGGCAGUGGGGUUCUUUGGGAGUGGGCCAAUGAUGAAGGAGGGUGGACGGUGUAUGAGAUCCGAACCUCCAUUCUGCUGGAGCACAGCUACCAGGCAGGGCAGGCCACAGCUGACCUGAGCCCACACGGCUACAACUACAUUGUGGACCUCACUGCUCUACAGCAAGUCAACAAGGCCACCAGCUACAGACGACAUGUCAGGCGGCAAGGCAGCGUGCCAUAUCCUCUCGCCUCCGGUUCAGUUAUUCACUCGGGCCCGGCCUGUUCCUGUCACCAAUGUUUGAGCAAUAGCAGCGCCGCCGGACCCAUGAUGAGCCGGUCACGGCAUUCCUUCACCGUGGGGCAGGCCAACGGGCCCAGCCUCCAGACCCAGCAUGGACGACUUCCUGGAACCAGCUCUUCUUCAGCCUACUCGCCCUACCCCAGAAGACCUCUCUCGAUGGGAAGCUUGUUAUGGAACGGCCCGUGGAGUACCCCCACCUCUGUGGCUCAUCCUUCAGGACCACCACAGGCUUUUGGUCACCAUGCAAAUGGCUUAAGCAUCUCAACCAUCCCUCUACACAUGAACGGAUCCAGUAGUGUGAACUCUGCACUGGCAGGCAUGGCUUCCAUUUUGAUGUCAGCUGCAGGACUGGGAGUUCGCUUCUUGACCAUCCCCUUCUCCCAGAGUGGCGCCAGCAGGCUCACCAAUGGCCAGCCCAGCUCCAUUAAGAGGGCAAAGAGACAGUCCAGGACAGUUCCCAAAUGCAUAUUUUCAUGUAAACCAUUCCUUUCAGCUGAACUCAUUUUCUCUCACUUAUCACAUUUCGUCACACCACAGGAUGGGAGUCUUCAGUGCCCCUCAUGUAAGACAAUCUACGGAGAGAAGACCGGUACCCAACCAAAGGGCAAGAUGGAGAUUUACAGUAUUCCUCAGUCUUUGCCUGGACACCCAGACUGCGGCACAAUACAAAUCAUUUACAACAUCCCGCCUGGAAUACAGGGUCCUGAGCACCCAAACCCUGGGCAGCCGUAUACAUGCAGAGGAUUCCCUCGCUUCUGUUUCCUUCCUGACAAUGACAAAGGAAGAAAGGUGCUGGAGCUGCUGAAAGUGGCGUGGACACGGCGCCUCAUCUUUACCGUGGGCACUUCCAGCACCACAGGGGAGCCGGACACCGUCAUAUGGAACGAGAUCCACCACAAGACGGAGAUGAUGUCCAACGUCUCCGGCCACGGCUACCCUGACCCCAACUACCUGGACAAUGUGCUCUCAGAGCUGGCGUCACAGGGCGUGACGGAGGACUGCCUGAAAUUAAACCCUCAGUGCCAGGGGGCUCAAGGUGCAGCCAUGUGAACAGGACUGUCCCAUCUACUGUAGAUCUAAUAAAACUUGAUGAAAAG